CCGCGGCUAUCGCUUCGUGUACUCGCUCGCACGCUCACGCAUAUACGAGUGCGUGCGAGUGCUGUCGGCCAGUGCCUCUCAUUACGAAUCUUAACGCGCCUUUACGUAGCGGGAUCGCGACUACGUGUGUAUUCUUUCACGCUUCAUCGAGCGCGAUGGUAUAUGCGAACCUAUUGCACCUAUUAUGCACCUGGGGCUGAGGGGAUAAAACCCCCUUUGUCAAGAAAUUCCGACGUAGGAAUACAGGCUUAAUAAGGGAGGCUUUAAUAAGGAUUAGCGGGUAUUACGUAUUAUAGACGAGACCUAUCACAGUCGUCGCAAACCGAUUAGUCAACUUAUUAUUACAAAAUUCAAAGAGGUUGGUGAGAUAAGAUUAUGCCAGUGCACGUCGGUUUCGUGUCUGGUGAAGACGAUGUGUAUCGUGCGCGAAAUUGUCAGAUACCGAUGAUGAUCCGUCGAAAUGAUCGAAUUUACGUUCUCCGUGCAAUCUGAGCGGCUCGUAAUGGCACACAAAACAUUUAGAACCUUAUUUAUUGCACUCGUCUUUCAAGUAGUCGUAAUUGAUGUUUCGGUGCAUUCUUCCGGCGAAUGCCCAUUGUUGUGCAACUGUGACAUUUGGUACGGAUUGCAGUACGCCUCAUGUAUCGGACGCCAUCUUUAUAAUAUUCACGCAGGUGUGCCAAACACCGUGCAAGCUUUGGAUUUGUCGAACAAUUCGAUAUCUAUUUUAAAUAAUUACGAAUUAGCGGAUGCAGGUUUGCUGAAGCUUAAAUAUCUCAAUCUUUCUAUGAAUGCAAUCAGUGAAAUCAGCUUAAACGCUUUCGAUGGAUUAUCCGAAUUGACAGUUCUCGAUUUAUCCCAGAAUCAUCUUUACUAUCUUUUGUCAGAUAUUUUUAUAUCAGCAAAGAAUUUGCGAAUUCUCCGACUGUCAAAAAAAUUUAAUUCUCAUAUACCGAAAUUGAAGUGUCCUUCGCUCACGGAUUUAAUUCUUAAUUCCUGUCAAAUUAGUCAUCUAUCGAUGGAUACGUUUGUCGGACUUUCGCAUCUUCGUAAUCUUGAUAUUUCAAAUAAUUUAUUAAUUCAAUUGGACAGCAUUGUCUUGGAGAGAUUGCAAUUUUUAAAAACAUUAUCAAUAGAAGGAAAUCUCUGGUCCUGUGAACUUACGCACGAUUUGCAAAUAUAUUUGACUCGUAGAAAUAUACAAUAUCGUCCAGUAUGCAUAAAAAAUUCAGAGCCAAAGAAAUUUGAGAAAAUGAUUGCCUACAAUCCACAUAAAUAUGAGAAGCAUCGUCCCUCGAUAACUUUGGAUUCAAACAUAAAAAGAAACACGAUUGCAACAAAGAAGCGUCCUGCACUCAUAUAUAAGAAUACGACUUGUGUUAACGCGACAAGCAAGACCAAUUUUACGAAAACACUAAAUGCUAUAUCGCCAUAUUGGUUCUUUGCAUUUGGAUUUUUACUCGGUAGCGCCUGCGGCAUGUUUAUGUGCUACAUUUGGCUCGCACAAAGGAUAUCUUGUUGCCGUGGCUAUCAUCGGCGAAGAGACAAUGAUACUCAAAGAAUUUCGUUAUUGCACAAUUUGUGGCAGUUUGAAGAUGCUGUCUUCCAUGAAGACACGAUAUCUUGUCCCGAUACUCCGCCACCGCCGUAUAAUGAAGUCAUAUUGCGACCGGGACUUUAUCGUAAUCCAUCCGACAACUUAAAUAAUAAUGCUGCCACAAACAGUACAGAAUAUAAUUAGAUUGUAAAUAUAACGUUAUAUUAUUUAUCGAUUUGUAAAGCGUCGUUGAUGCAUAAAUGGAACAUGCGAGAUAGCAGUUAUUGAUCAUAUUAUAUUGUUUAUAAAAAAAAUAAAUAUUGCAAAGUAA
Messenger RNA from Nylanderia fulva, 1868 nucleotides. RefSeq lists its product as uncharacterized. Gene Ontology annotation, molecular function: protein binding. The record is from RefSeq and is a predicted model, not a curated record. Lineage: Eukaryota; Metazoa; Arthropoda; Insecta; Hymenoptera; Formicidae. Gene Ontology annotation, cellular component: plasma membrane.